AUGUCCAUCUCCUACGACGGCAAGACGUUCCGCUCCACGUCCAACACGGCCAACGGCGAGGUCGGCGCCGAGACUACGUUUCACUACCACCAAGAUGGUGACAUUGUGUGGGCUGAGUACGCGGGGGGUUCGGUCGUGCGCGGCUCCCUCGUGGCCGUGGUGGUGAGGAGGAGGACGGGGACGGGGACGGGGACGGGGACAGCAGCCGCAGCCGCCGCCACUGCAGCAGCAGUCGCCGCCGCUGACGAGGAUGAGGGCCGGGGUGACGGCGAGGGCGAGUCGCUCGACAUGCGCUACCACCACGUCAACCGCGAGGGGCAGCUGAUGACGGGGCGGUGCGUCUCGCGGCCCGAGGUGCUUCCCGACGGGCGCCUGCGCAUGCACGAGACGUGGCGCUGGACGAGCGGCGACGAGUCGUCGGGGGUGUCUGUCGUCGAGGAGGUCAGGGGUGGGGGGUAA
This is a messenger RNA of Purpureocillium takamizusanense, 459 nucleotides long. RefSeq lists its product as uncharacterized. Bases 1 to 459 code for a protein of 152 amino acids. The record is from RefSeq and is a predicted model, not a curated record. The transcript has a single exon. Lineage: Eukaryota; Fungi; Ascomycota; Sordariomycetes; Hypocreales; Ophiocordycipitaceae.